CUUUCUUUUGAAACACUCUCUCUGGGCCCUAACUUCCAUAAAGCAAGUAGAGAGAAAAAACCACAAGACUUCAGUUGAAAAGGGAAACAAAGAGCAGCCAAGCCGUCAGAUGGAUACGAACAGCGGCGGAGCCGCCGGCGCCGGCGAGGAAUUCGCGGUGGGAUGCAUCCUCUCAAUCAAAACAACUCUCGGCGACGAAUUCGAUGCGCAAGUCAUCGCCUUCGAUCGCCCAUCCAACAUCCUCGUCCUUCAAGAGGGUAUGAAGUCAGUAUCAGGUCCUCGACGGAACAUACGGCUCUUGAAAGCCAACUAUAUAAAGGAGUUUGUGCUCAUGGGUCAAGUCGAGGACCCUCUUGAUCCCAUGAAGUGUUAUGUUGAUCUCAAUACCCUCCAAUCUCGAGAAGAGUCUGCCAUCAGACAAGCAGAGAUGGAAGCUGAGAGGAUCGGCGUGGGUGUUACUCCCCAGGCCCAAAGCAUUUUCGAUGCAUUGUCUAAGACCCUUCCAGUGCGUUGGGAUAAGACAGUCAUCGUUGUGAUGAAUGAAGUGCGCGUCGGUAGUCCAUAUCUCCCUGAAUCUGUUGUUGGAGGAACUCCUGCUGCCAACGAGCGUGUGAGGAAAGUGCUUGAGCUUGAAAGGAAAAGGUUGCAAGGUCGUGGUGGUAGUUAGUGAUGAUUUUUUGUAUAGUCAGAUUGCUGGGAGAAGUGUUGCGAGGUACUACAGAUGAUGGCUAUGGCAAUUGUACCAGGUGUCAUCCCAUAAAGACACAUGACCCGCUGACAGACAUUAACUUAAACUAAUCGGGAAAAUUGUUUGAAAUUUCAGUGGUUAUUCUUAGUUUUACCUCCUAAGGGUGAGUUCAUUAAAGCAGUUUUCUUGGUUUAUAUGAAGUUCAGAUAAAAUUUUAAUGUUGUGCUUGUACAAUUGUUAUGUGCUUGUGUGUUUGCCAGGUUGAAACUGAUGAAAUGUUGUUCCACUAAUCACGACAGAUUGUGUAAUAGGGGGACUGGACAUGUGAAGCCACAAUGAUAACUGAACUUUUCUGUUUGUCGA
Molecule: messenger RNA, 1051 nt
Organism: Rhododendron vialii
Lineage: Eukaryota; Viridiplantae; Streptophyta; Magnoliopsida; Ericales; Ericaceae
Exons: 5
Coding region: 110-667 (185 amino acids)
Source: RefSeq, a predicted model, not a curated record